AUGUCGUUCAUUAUGAUGAAGAAAAAGAAAUUCAAAUUUAAGGUAGAUUUCGAGUUGGACGAACUAUCGUCUGUUCCCUUUGUUAACGGGGUCUUGUUUUGCAAAGUACGGCUCGUAGACGGUGGCUUUACAGAAGAGUCCUCUCGGUAAGAAACUGCCUUUCCUAUUUUAAGCAACACACAGAGGUGAGAGCGAUUACUGGCAGUAGUGGCAUUGUUAGCCAGAUACAGCUAUAUAGUUAGCUAGCUAGCUUCCCCCUUUAACUAGUUAGUUUAGUCAUGAAGACAGUGGUGCAUGUGAAUAAUGUGGUAUGUGUAAGUUAAUAGCUAACAAUGUCAAUUUUCAUUUAUUAACGUUAUACAAUAUGGAGCCUAGUAUUCCAAAUUGUAUGUUGUUUUUACCUCUAUUUCUUAUUUUGAUAUAGUUUCCAUGGUAAUUCGUCUGACAUCUUGUUUUGACUGAUGCUGCUUGUCUGAUUGAUUGUUCUGACUGAGUGACUGACACAGCAAAACACCACCAGUCACGAGGCCCACUGUCAAACAUGGCUAGUAGAAAUGUGAGGCUUGCUUGAGCUGUGAUAUCUGACAUUUUAUGCAACUUACCUUAAAACUUUGAACAAAACGUCUGGCAAAUGAAGGUCAAUAUUAACGUAAGCUAGAUUCCAUUUUCCACUCUGACAUGCCAAGGAAAAGUAAUGUAUUUGCUUAUCAUUUUGUUAAAACCAAUAUUUCAAUAUCUCCUACUUCAGACUGGCUAGGGUUUUAUUGAUCAGACUAGUUGCAAAAACUUGGAAAUCAUUCAUCCCCAAUCCAACACUGUUUUCAAGGUAAAUUUGGAGAUUGUACAUUUGGAGAUUUACGCGGAGUGAGCUCUAUAACAAACACACAUUCAACACUUUGCUGGAAAAAUGUAUAUUUAGCUUACAAGUAACAUGUUUCAAGAGACCCUUCAUAUGAGACUUUAAAGGGUGUCCGAUACAUUUCCUAAAACCUCAUUAUCCCACUCAAAACAUCAGUUGAUGCAACAAGAAAUACUUGCUCUCCAAGGAUCCAGAGCCAUUGAGAGAUGGCUAGACAGAUUGGCUAAAAACUAGUUUCAAAUCAGUUAAAGAUUGGAUCAGUCAAGUCACGUUAACAGCAUCUAACUCAUUUCUCUCAUGUUAUCAAUUUCUCUCAUGUUAUCCAUUUCUUUCAUGUUAUCCAUUCACCAUUCCUUCCUGUUUAGACCCCGGAACAUCCCCUCCUCUGAAUUCAGGAUAGGACUUUGUCCGUGGCAUUUGAACACAGACAGACUGUUGUUUUCCCUAGAGAGAGCCAAUCUAACAGCUCUAACGGUUCCUUGUGGUAUUUUAAGAGAUUCACAUCAUGUCAACCCACUCAACCACACGAGUAGGACUGCACUUAAAUGAGUCACUCUGGAAAGUAGUGGACACACAACUGGAGCAUGUGCUAGCUCCUAAUGGUCGACUCGGUUGGCAUUCUCAGAGUUACUUUGCCAAGGCAACUGCCUGCAUUUGUCCAAUUAUGUAAACAUACCAUACUGUACCUAGCCAUUACUCAAGCCAUUGUCUUUUCGCAAUUUUUAACCUGUGAAUAGGUUUUGAAUGAGUAUCUUGUUAUUUAGAAAAAUGUUUUUGCUGCUCUAUUCAUAUUAUCCAUCUUCUUAGGCUCAUUCGAACACACACACACACACACACACAAACAAAGGCCAUUAGCCUCCUCAGAGUCACUGAAUGUGUGAUUGAGCUGAAAUAAUGGAAAAGGCAGCACUAUGAGUGAUGUGACUAUUUAAAAGCCUUUUUUUCUAGAAUACCUGUCUGCUUUGGUCGACAGCCGAGGUCUGUUUUACCUCCUUGAACUCUCUCUAAAGUCUAACCGUUACCCAGUUGAGAAUUGUGUGUAUAUAUAUACACACUACCGUUCAAAAGUUUGGAGUCACUUAGACAUUUCCUUGUUUCGAAAGAAAAGCUAUUUUUUUGUCCAUUAAAAUAACAUCAAAUUGAUCAGAAAUACAGUGUAGACAUUGUUAAUGUUUUAAAUGGCUAUUGUAGCUGGAAACGGCAGAUUUUUAAUGGAACAUCUACAUAGGCGUACAGAGGCCCAUUAUCAGCAACCAUCAGUCCUGUGUUCCAAUGGCACGUUGUGUUUGCUAAUUCAAGUUUAUCAUUUUAAAAGGCUAAUUGAUCAUCAGAAAACCCUUUUGCAAUUAUGUUAGCAUAGCUGAAAACUGUUGUGCUGAUUAAAGAAGCAAUCAAACUGGCCUUCUUGAGACUAGUUGAGUAUCUGGAGCAUCAGCAAUUGUGGGUUCGUUUACAGGCUCAAAAUGGCCAGAAACAAAUAACUUUCUUCUGAAACUCGUCAGUCUAUUCUUGUUCUGAGAAAUGAAGGCUAUUCCAUGCGAGAAAUUGCCAAGAAACUGAAGAUCUCGUACAACACUGCCGACUACUCCCGUCACAGAACAGCGCAAACUGGCUCUAACCAGAAUAGAAAGAGGAGUGGGAGGCCCCGGUGCACAACUGAGCAAGAGGACAAAUACAUUAGUGUCUUGUUUGAGAAACAGACGCCUCACAGGUCCUCAACUGGCAGCUUCAUUAAAUAGUACCCGCAAAACACCAGUCUCAACGUCAACAGUGAAGAGGCGACUCAGGGAUGCUGACCUUCUAGGCAGAGUUGCAAAGAAAAAGCCAUAUCUCAGACUGGCCAAUAAAAAGAAAAUAUUAAGUUGGGCAAAAGAACACAGACACUGGACAGAGGAAGAUUGGAAACAAGUGUUAUGGACCGACGAUUCGAAGUUUGAGGUGUUCAGAUCACAAAGAAGAACAUUUGUGAGACGCAGACCAAAUUAAAAGAUGCUGGAGGAGUGCUUGAUGCCAUCUGUCAAGCAUGGUGGAGGAAAUGUGAUGGUCUGGGGGUGCUUUGGUGGUGGUAAAGUGGGAGAUUUGUACAGGGUAAAAAGUAUCUUGAAGAAGGAAGGCUAUCACUCAAUUUUGCAACACCAUGCCAUACCCUGUGGACGGCGUUUGAUUGGAGCCAAUUUCCUCCUACAACAGAACAAUGACCCAAAGCACAGCUCCAAACUAUGCAAUAACUAUUUAGGGAAGAAGCAGUCAGCUGGUAUUCUGUCUAUAAUGGAGUGGCCAGCACAGUCACCGGAUCUCAACCCUAUUGAGCUGUUGUGUGAGCAGCUUGACCGUAUGGUACGUAAGUAGUGCCCAAUCCAACUUGUGGGAGGUGCUUCAGGAAGCAUGGGGUGAAAUCUCUUCAGAUUACCUCAACAAAUUGACAACUAGAAUGCCAAAGGUCUGCAAGGCUCUAAUUGCUGCAAAUGGAGGAUUCUUUGACGAAAGCAAAGUCUGAAGGACACAAUUAUUAUUUCAAUUAAAAAUCAUUAUUUCUAACCUUGUCAAUGACUACAUUUCCUAUUCAUAUUGCUGUAUUUCCUAUUCAAACUAAUUUCAUGUAUGUUUUCAUGGAAAACAAGGACAUUUCUUAGUGACCCCAAACUUUUGAACGGUAGUGUAUAUUAUAUUAUGCCAUUUAGGAGACGCUUUUAUCCAAAGCGACUUAGUCAUGCGUGCAUACGACAAAGUGUUUCACCUGCAUUAAUGCUGAAACCCCUUACAUAUCCCUUGCUCUAAAGAGCCAAUGCAUAGUGUUCUUCAUUCCUGAAGCCUACAUCUGUCACUAUGAGGGGCCAAAAGUUCAGAACACUGCCAUCACAUUUCAAAAUCUAUAACUCACUUAGCCUAGCCUACAUCUAUUUUUGUGAGACUAAUCCAUAGGAAGGGAAAGAGCAUGGGAAAGUUUGUGUUAUUUUACCUUGAAGGCAUUUAUGUUCCAUGUCUGAUCUGUCACAUCCAUUCCAGAGAACGGCACACAGGAUCUUCUCAUUAACUGUGCUCUUAGUUGACAUAGCCCAUAUUUAUCUUAGCCAUUAAUCAGAUCUAGGGAUGCAUGUGUAGGGUAGCUAAACAUUCCAAUCAACUGUCACAUAGGGGACUGUGUGUGUUUUUUCGUUUUUGUUGUACUGCUACUAACUUUGUGUCUUCUCCAGGGAGCAGGUCCAGGCUAACUGUGUGCGCUGGAGGAAGAGGUUCUCCUUCCUGUGUAAGAUGAGUGCCAACGCUGGGACAGGAGUACUGGACCCCUGUGUGUGCCGGGUGUCUGUACGCAAGGUACAGAACUCACUACAACGAUGCUGUCAAAGUUAUGUCAAGUUCAACUGAUUACAAGAAUAGGUCUACUACUAGAAUAUGUCUACCACUUGGUCAACUACAGGCUGUCAAGAUGUCAAUCACUGUUAAGACUAUUGCUACAAAAUCUGUGUUUUGAGAUCAAAAGUGGAGAUGUACUUGUUACACACAAGGAUUGUUUGUUUAAUGGAUAACUAUUUAUUUCCUCAUCCUUUUAGGAAAUGAAGGGUGGAAAGACCUUUGCAAAGGUAAUAUUUUAGCUUUUGAAUUCAGUCAAUGACAACAUGACAUGCUGACAUUUUAAAAGGAAAUGCGUAACAGAACAUUCUUAUCAUAAUGCAAAUUACAGUUAGUCAUUCACCGCCUGAAAGUAAUCAGUCCAUUGUCUGUAAAGGUGAGGUUAAAGAGGAUAGUUAGCCUGUUAUUGCCAACUUUGGGUACUGAUUGUUGUUUAACACUUAGCUGUCCUUUAACAGUCAUAACUAAAGAAUGACGUCAGUACCGCAUGAUUCAUUCUUAAAAGGGAAGUACAUUGAAAGUAGGGCUGUUGCAGUGACCGUAUUACCGUCAUAUUACUAGUCAUGAAGGCGGUCAAAUUCCACGUGUCCGUUUAGUCACAGUAAUUAGGCUUCUCCAAGCUCUGAUGCUGCUGAUGGUCAUUAGUAGCCUACCCAACUUGCUAACUGCCUGGUACUCAGCACUCUAUUGUCCCUCUAAUCACUCUGACAUCAAUGCAAAUGUAAUCAAAAAUCUAAUCAAACACUUCAUGAGAGCCCAUGAGCUCAUGUGCGCAACAUUUCCAUAGGCUAUGCAAUUGCGCGAGAAAACAGAGUGAUGGCCUCUACUAAAAAGGAUCCCAUCAGCUUUCUAUAGGCUAGCCUACUAUAUCUAUUUCUCAACUUUCCUAAUAUUAAGCACAUUGCUUCUCUUUACAACAGGAGUAUAGCCUACCUGGCUGGCAUGAAAAUUAACCAUGUGGAAAGCGUCCUCCAUUCGCUAUUUAAGUGCAUAGAUUACAUGUAUUUUUUCCCGCUGCCCCUGUUUCGAGACAGGUGCAUGAUAAUGGUCCAUUCUAAAUCAAAACUAAUUUCACACAUAUUAUUAAGUAUAUGUAAAGACAAGAUUAAAUCAAGAAUAGUCUGAUUGGUGACAACAUUAGCCUAUCACUUGUGAAUUAUAUAUUAUCACUUGUGAAUGAUGCCCAGCAUAAGAAACAGUCUUGUUUUUGCUACUUUUUCAAAUCAUAGUAGCCUAGCCCAUAGGCCUAUAUGUUUUCAUAAGGUUUGUAUCACAACUAAAGUGGCCAAAUAACUAAAUCUGCUUUAUAAGGGGUUUAGAGCCUAACUGGCAUACAUAAGCAGCGCGUGAGUUUCAGAGUUUGGGGAAGAUCAUUUUCAACAUAAAAAUUAACCUUAUAAUAAUAAAAAUAAUAAAAGCAUUACAUGCAUAAUCGCAUUUGCUGUCACUUUGAUAAUGGUGUUUUCCCGCUAAUGGAACAUUUGUGCUUAUAGCGUACUCCCAUGUGCGCAUUGCUGCGCUUAUAAUGUGAAGAAAUACCCUAAUAGUUUAUCAACAUUUUAAGCUAAACGUUCUGAUCUGUUGCGUCAGCCACAUUGCCUAAACAAUUUUUUUUUAAAUGCUAGUGGUUGUAUUAAUUUGGGAUCUAUCGCAUCCCACAACUGUCCCAGACUAUGUUUGGAAUAUUUAUUUCUCGCACAGAAUAGAAUAGGUUGACUUUUGUACUAUGAGGGAUAGUAGAUUGACAUAGGCUAUUACUUUUGCCAUUAGGCCUACUCAUCUUGUUGGCUGACGAAAAGUAAAUGUGGACAGUUCUUCCAAUAUCUUCAAUACGCACCUCGGAAUUGGAUAAGGACGCGCGCAGUUGCUUCCCCGAUGUGUCUGUCUUCACUUGUAGCCUGUGAGAAAGACCCGAUCACAUGAUGGAGAGCCAUGUGAGUGAGGCGCUUCGGAGCGCGCAGCACUCGGGGAGAAGGGCACAACGCAGCACUCCGGGCCAAGGGCACAACGGCCACUGGCCGAAAAAAGGCAUGGAUUUUUUUUGGGUGCAUUACGGCCACAAAGGGGAUGCACCGUGAAAUUCGAGGCAUUAUCAAGUGCUUGUCAAAUUGUGAGUGAGAGGCUAAUGAAGUGUGUACAGCCUGCGCAAAAAACUAAGCAGAGCUCAUGCCUUUCAAGCAACUUUUUUCAAAUCAUCAUUAGAGUCACAUCAUGCAGCCUUCCUUACAAUGUAUUAAAAAUCAAAACAUAUAACCCAAUGUUUGUAGGACAACUAAAGUUACAUUAAUAACUCUAAAUUAAGCAUAUAGGAAUAGCUAUUUAUUUGUUAACUGCUCAACACAGAAUAGCUGCAUGUUAAAUGAACUAGUGUAGCCCACAGCCAUUUGGCAUAGCCAGAUCAGGGACUAACAUCAGGACAACUUAGAGUAUGCUAUUCUGUUCUUCUGAAAUAGACUACAUUUUCUUCAUAUCAUGCUUCUUUAGACCUGUCUAAAAUAAAUAAUGGAUUUAUUGUGAAGGUGUAGGCUAUAUUACAUGGAUUUAUUAUACUUUUUUCAAAUGUAGAUGUUCCAAAGGUCUGCAUCAGUGGCUUGUAGGCUAUGCUUGGAAGCCAGGAGGUGCUAAAUGUGUUUAUGUUAAUUAACGGUCAAUUACCGUGAGAGUUAUUUGCUUGACAAUCACCGGCUGAUGAAAUUUCGUGACCGCCACAGCCCUAAUUGAAAGUAUGGGAAUAUUAAAGACCACUACAAUAGUUUCUUACAUAUGUGAUUGUUAGAAGCAGAGUGCUCUGUAUUAUAACUCUAUGGAACUGAGGCUCUGUUGCCAAGCUGUUUCCAUAAACCUGAAUAUAUCUGUUCUCUCUCUUUACUGUAGCUGGGUUUUGCUGACCUGAACCUGUCCGAGUUUGCUGGCUCUGGCAGCACCACGCGGCGAUGCCUACUAGAGGGUUACGACACCAAGAACUGCAGACAGGACAACUCUAUACUCAAGGUACAGUUCAGUACAGUUAGACAGGCCUCCAGAACAUCGACAGUACGGGACGUGUUUAUGACACUGGAGUCUGUCCUACUCUGCCCUAGCCUACUUGGCUCUGUCCUAUAACUCUAGAAUGAGGUGCCCUACUUGUCUACAACCGGAACCACUGAUCUUAAAGGACUGGAUAGAUGAAAGAAAUACACUGAUUAGCCUACACAACUUCAGCUAUCCAGCCUGUUACUAAUGAGUGUUCAUGAGGGAGAGGAGACCAGGAAGGGAACCAUGUGAGAGUAUUGGGUCAUAGCCAACAUAGCCAAGUAUUGGCACACAUUGGGAGAAAGCACAUGGUUAGCUAUCACCCUCCUCCGCCCCCUAGUCACCAUAUGUUUACUAAUGUGUAUGGGUAAACAGUUCGUAACCAGGUAUGUAAUACCACUCAGUACAGUUCAGGAUGAGGUAUUCUACAUUUACAUUUACGUCAUUUAGCAGACGCUCUUAUCCAGAGCGACUUACAGUUAGUGCAUACAUUAUUCUUUUUUAUUUUCAUACUGGCCCCCCAUGGGAAGCGAACCCACAACCCUGGCAUUGCAAACGCCAUGCUCUAUCAUCUGAGCUACCUCCCUAGUGAUGCAACUGCUCUGACAUGAUAUUGGAGAAGUACCUGUGCUAUGAAUGUAUCUUGUACAUGCUUCGGCUAGAAUUUGUACUUAGACACAGGUCUAGGAUCACUUCAUCCUAUUUCAUAGGGCCUGUAGAUGUGUAUGAUCCGUGCUGACAUUUUUUGCUGACAUGUCUUUGUCACAGGUUGUCAUUAGCACACAGCUCAUGUCUGGGGACCCCUGCUUUAAAACGUAAGUGCACCUUUCAUUACCCUUUUCAUUCAAUCCAUUUGGUGGGUUACAUCACAAAACGUUUUUAGGACUUCACUGAUUUUGGAUCAGCGCGACAACUGUAGGAUUAGCAUAGUGGAAAUAAAUGCAGUUUUGGCCAAUUAUUCAGUAAAGGUAAGUAGGAAACAUUGAUGUGACUGACAGACAGACAGACAAGUCUGCAUCUGGCCAGACCACAGACACACAGAGCAAACCACCUACCUACCUAUGCAUUCAGCAUCCUGUCUGAGUACACCCAGACACUGCUGCUAGUUCUGUGGCUUUAUGAAACCGAGUCACAGAAACACAGGGGGAUAAUUGCCAUCCCAUGUUUGUAAAAUGGUUAUUUUGGGAAAGUUCAAGCGUUGGCACAGUUUCCUCAGCACCACAUGAACGAUUUGAAGUCAAUCAUACUUGUGGACUCAAUCAAGCCGACUUCUGCCAUUGAACAUGAAUAGCAACAGUUCUAUUGUUUAGAUAUGCAAAGGUGAGGAUAAGAGAACUUCCCCACAGAUUCUGUCUGGCUUCUGUUGUUAGAAACAACUGAUUUUAGCAUGACGUGCCCACACACUCCUGGCAGCGCUGAGAACGUGUACAUGGACGGCUACGCCUUUUACUAUGGACACACACGUUAAAAAAACGCGCACACGGAAUCACACUCUCUACCGCACCACCCCUCUACUCUCUCUCUGAACACGUCUCUCUAUUGUCUGAAUCCCACAGUGGAGGAAACAGAAUGGAAUAUAACGUUUACAGAGCCUUUAUAUAGCCUUAGAGAGCCUUUAUUGAGUGUUUAUUGAGUAGACAAUAAAAGCCUAAUGUGUCUGAGAGUGGGGUAACUGAGUCACAGAGUCACAGAGGACGACAAGCCAGAAUGGCAAACAGGAAGACUCUGGACAUUCUGUACUCAGCAGUAUUGAGGUAUAAUUUUACUAUGGAGGAGGGGGUGAAAAUUUAUUAAAAAUAUACUGCUGGACUUAGAAUCAGUCCUCACUUAUGCAGUGACUGUUGAGUGUGGGAGGGUUGCCUUGGCUAAGGCCUCUAAUGACACAGUGGAGAGAUUCUGGGAGAAAGCUGGAGUGUCUCCGAAUGCUCCUCGGUGUCCCCCACAGAGUGUGUGUGUAUGUGUGUGUGUCUUUUACUGAGCUUUCCUCCUACAGAAUGUGACUCACACACAGUGUGUGCGUUGGGCUUAUUGUAAGAGCUCUGUGGAAGUGAGGGGAAAACUUAAAACUAGCUGUUAUUGGCAAAUUGUAAAGUAUUUUGUCUCUCUACCACUGUCUCUCUCUCUCUCUCUCUCUCUCUCUCUCUCUCUCUCUCUCUUUGUCUCUUCUAUAUAAUUUGAGUCCACCCCCUCUCCAAUCUUGAGUUAGACCGGUUCAUCUAACAAAAAGAAAAGAAAUGAGACGUGGUGGUUUCCUGUGUUGUGAAAGUGGGGUUAUUAAAGAUGAACGCAAGCUCAGCUAACCGGAUAUACAUCUCAUAAAAACCUCUUGCUGACAGAUCAGCACUUCUGAUAGGAUAUGAUUGUGUUCCAGUUCCACAGAAGAACUUUGCAUUCACAGUUAUACUUUUUUUCUGAAAGGAUGGGUCACAUUAUGGCUUUAGAUGUUACAUGCAUGAUGUAUGUAUUCAAUUAAGCCACUGACUUUCAAAUAACCAUUUGGACAAACGAAUGAAAGACUCAAACCAACCAACAACCAUGCAUGGUAGGAAGUAGUAGGUUUGGAAGAUGUGGUGUUGUGUUUGUAAAGCAGCUGAUCUGCAGCUCAUUGAAAGCAGUUGAUGUGACUGACAAUGUCCCUGUGUCCCCUGCAGGCCACCGUCCAUGGCCAUGAAACUGGGCCUCCAGCAGGCUGAGGCAGAGUGUCUCCACAAAGACAGGAAGGGAGGGGACACACCCACACCCUGCCUCCCCAUCCCAGGUACACACACACACACCCAAACACACACAUACACCCCGCCGGCUCUGGACAUAUAACACUUUGAUUUAACAGGGUUUAAUCCUGCCAUCCUUGUAAUCAGUAAUCAUUAGUGCUAAUGUUGUGCUGAUGUUGUGUUGACAUUGUCCUAAUGUUGUGCUGCUGUUCCCUCCUGCUCAGAGCCCCCAGGGAAGUGUUCGUCUGUUCCUGAUGAACUGGGAGCAUGUGGCCAUUCUAGAACGUCCAGCUACGCCAGCCAACAGUCCAAAGUCUCAGGUAGCUAGUAGCUACACACCUCGUCUGAACCAAAUAUCGAUGAGAAAAGGCUAUGACUUGUAUCAUGAACUAAAGAAGAUAUGAGUAGUAGGUAUGAAUGUCUGAAAAGCUAUAGCUUGCUGUCAGAGUUAUCGUUCUGGUUGUGAAAUCUGUGGCUGUCUGUUGUGUGGAGGGUAACAUUGCCAACUCGUUCCCAAUAGGCUACAGCACAGGUCACUCGCGCUCUUCCAGCCUAUCAGAGCUCACGCACAAGAGGAACCCCUCAGCGGGCUCUGCCUCGACGGGCAUUGCAAGCAUUCCUGAACCCAGCGAGGACCGGGGGACUGAGAGGGGGGAGAAGGAGGUCCGCUCUGCACCCCCUGUCUCUGUCACCUGUGCCUACUCCCCCAUGCCUGAACAUCCCCCCACCCCCGCAAAGAGCUCUGCCUCCUCAGAGAGACUGAGCAGGUAAUAUUCACACACACACACACACACACACCUAAAUACUCAUCUCUGACCUUUCAACAAAGUAUCACAAUGUAAUCAUCAGGAGUCCUUCUGCUCCAUCUCAUCCACCCCUGCUUUUUUUCUCACGUGUGUGUGUGUGUGUGUGUGUGUGUGUGUGUGUGUGUGUGUGUGUGUGUGUGUGUGUGUGUGUGUGUGUGUGUGUGUGUGUGUGUGUGUGUGUGUGUGUGUGUGUGUGUGUGUGUGUGUGUGUGUGUGUGUGUGUGUGUGUGUGUGUGUGUUGUGUGUGUGUGUGUGUGUGUGUGUGUGUGUGUGUGUGUGUGUGUGUGUGUGUGUGUGUGUGUGUGUGUGUGUGUGCGCCUUAGGCAUCGGAUGAAUCAGAACUCGGUGGAGGCUCAGCUGAAGAGAGUGGAUGCUACCCGGGUGGAUGCUGACGACAUCGUGGAGAAGAUCCUCCAGAGCCAGGACUUCAGCCACAGCCUACUGGACUCCAGCGCUGAGGGUACGUUCACAAUCCCUGGCUUUAGUUCAGAUGGAUAGGGCUAGGCUUAGCUCAGUGGGUUAUCAAGGGAUACCACACUGUAAGGAAUAGGGAAAAGGCUUUAUGUAGAGACUUCAGCUUCUGCCUUGUAGUCCAGUGCAGAGAAUACUGUCUUUAUGGAUACUAUUAGGAAGAGAGGGCGUAAGGGAGAGAGAGAGUUCAGUAUGUAAGAGGUUCAGAACCUCACAUACCUCCCAGAUGAGUCUCAGCCUCUGCAUACGCCAGCCAUGUCAGACUGCAUGGCGGGUAGAUACAGCGUAGCUACGGUGGUUAAAGUGGUACUAUUCAACAAGCCAUGGUCACUCUCUUCCCCUUUAUCUUAUUUAUAGUGUUUCGGUGCCUUUGGUGCCCUCAGAACAGCCUCAAUUUGUCAGGGCGAGACUCUACAAGGUGUCGAAAGCGUUCCACAGGGAUGUGUCAAGUUGGCUGGUUGUCCUUUGGGUGUUGGACCAUUCUUGAUACACACGGGAAACUGUUGAGCUCUUUUGUCUUGCCCAUUCACCCUCUGAAUGGCACACAUAUACAAUCCAUGUCUCAAUUGUCUCAAGGCUUAAAAAUUCUUCUUUAACCUGUCUCCUCCCCUUCACCUACACUGAUUUGAAGUGAAUUUAACAAGUGACAUCAAUAAAGGAUCAUAGCUUUCACCCGGAUUCACCUGGUCAGUGUAUAGCUGUGUUCAAAUACCCAUACUAACAUACUGUAUACUACAUACUUAAUGAGUAUAUACACUGCUCAAAAAAAUAAAGGGAACACUAAAAUAACACAUCCUAGAUCUGAAUGAAUGAAAUAAUCUUAUUAAAUACUUUUUUCUUUACAUAGUUGAAUGUGCUGACAACAAAAUCACACAAAAAUUAUCAAUGGAAAUCAAAUGUAUCAACCCAUGGAGGUCUGGAUUUGGAGUCACCCUCAAAAUUAAAGUGGAAAACCACACUACAGGCUGAUCCAACUUUGAUGUAAUGUCCUUAAAACAAGUCAAAAUGAGGCUCAGUAGUGUGUGUGGCCUCCACGUGCCUGUAUGACCUCCCUACAACGCCUGGGCAUGCUCCUGAUGAGGUGGCGGAUGGUCUCCUGAGGGAUCUCCUCCCAGACCUGGACUAAAGCAUCUGCCAACUCCUGGACAGUCUGUGGUGCAACGUGGCGUUGGUGGAUGGAGCGAGACAUGAUGUCCCAGAUGUGCUCAAUUGGAUUCAGGUCUGGGGAACGGGCGGUCCAUAGCAUCAAUGCCUUCCUCUUGCAGGAACUACUGACACACUCCAGCCACAUGAGGUCUAGCAUUGUCUUGCAUUAGGAGGAACCCAGGGCCAACCGCACCAGCAUAUGGUCUCACAAGGGGUCUGAGGAUCUCAUCUCGGUACCUAAUGGCAGUCAGGCUAUCUCUGGCGAGCACAUGGAGGGCUGUGCGGCCCCCCAAAGAAUUGCCACACCACACCAUGACUGACCCACCGCCAAACCGGUCAUGCUGGAGGAUGUUACAGGCAGCAGAACAUUCUCCACGGUGUAUCCAGACUCUGUCACGUCUGUCACAUGUGCUCAUGUGAACCUGCUUUCAUCUGUGAAGAGCACAGGGCGCCAGUGGCGAAUUUGCCAAUCUUGGUGUUCUCUGGCAAAUGCCAAACGUCCUGCACGGUGUUGGGCUGUAAGCACAACCCCCACCUGUGGACGUCGGGCCCUCAUACCACCCUCAUGGAGUCUGUUUCUGACCGUUUGAGCAGACACAUGCACAUUUGUUCUGGCAGUGCUCCUCCUGCUCCUCCUUGCACAAAGGCGGAGGUAGCAGUCCUGCUGCUGGGUUGUUGCCCACCUACGGCCUCCUCCACGUCUCCUGAUGUACUGGCCUGUCUCCUGGUAGCACCUCCAUGCUCUGGACACUACGCUGACAGACACAGCAAACCUUCUUGCCACAGCUCGCAUUGAUGUGCCAUCCUGGAUGAGCUGCACUACCUGAGCCACUUGUGUGGGUUGUAGAUUCCGUCUCAUGCUACCACUAGAGUGAAAGCACCGCCAGCAUUCAAAAGUGACCAAAACAUCAGCCAGGAAGCAUAGGAACUGAGAAGUGGUCUGUGGUCACCACCUGCAAAACCAGUCCUUUAUUGGGGGUGUCUUGCUAAUUGCCUAUUAUUUCCACCUGUUGUCUAUUCCAUUUGCACAACAGCAUGUGAAAUAUAUUGUCAAUCAGUGUUGCUUCCUAAGUGGACAGUUUGAUUUCACAGAAGUGUGAUUGACUUGGAGUUACAUUGUGUUGUUUAAGUGUUCCCUUACUUUUUUUGAGCAGUGUACUUCAUACCAUAUACUAUUAGUUCAUUUCAGUAUACUGUAAACGAACGGUAUCCUUUCAGUUGAGUAUACUAGCGCUUCGCCUGUCUACCGGAAGUUGAUGCUGUUGCUGUGCAACCUCUUGCUAGCUUGUUGGCAUAAAAAAUGACUAGCUAGACAUUUAACGAUUUCGGGUGUGUUCGUAAAUUCAAUCUGGAGUGCCAGAGUGCGUAAAUCCAGAGCGUUGUCAGAUUGUCAGUUCGUAAAUUCAGAGAGUUUCGCUCUCAGAGCGUACACUGGACGCUCUGGCCGAGGAGUAGGGUUGAUCUGAGCGUUCUGACCGUUGGCUAGCUUGCUAGCUACUUACAGACACAAAUGAGAGAACACCUCACUCUGACCAUUUUACUUGCCCUAGCAGAGCUGGUUAGGCUGUUUUCAUGUUAUCCAGAACGUUGGUGACUGUAACUGUGCUGCUGGCAAUUACGCUUGUUUUUGCCAACGUUUACUUACACCGCCCAUAUUCAACGGGUGUUGAGCGUUCGUAAAUCCAUCAGUUAUUCUGCGCUCUGGCACACUCAGACGAGAGUGCUCUGAAAUAGCCAGAAUUAACUAUGUCCAUUGAGAACUCACAACGACUAUACCACUUAGCUAAGAAAUAUGUGAAAAAUCAAAUCAAUAAACGUUGGGUAGUUAAAUAGCAUAUACUUAAAAUACUGCUUGGCAAGUUCGAUGUGUUAGUAGCCAACUAACGUUAGGACGGUAACUAGCUAACAUACUGGUACAUACUGUAAUGCUAUGCGGUUUGUAAGGAUAGCAUAGCUAACAAAUUGUUAGCCAACAUAACGUGUAAUGUAGCUUAUUUGAAAAGUCAUUACUUUAUUACAUUGCUCAACAUUUUCUUAACAUUUGUCAUAAUUAGUUAAAGCAAUGAAUUUGUAUCCUCUCUCGUCUGACUUCGGCUACAUAUUUUCCACCAUUUUCUUCAAAUCUGAAAACGUUGUGAAGCCACGCCUAUUUUCUGAAGAAUUGCAUUAUGGGCCAUAAAAGUACGGAAAUAGUGUCCACUGCUUGUAUACUUCGUAUUUUGACGAAUUUAGUACGAUAUCCGGGAACUUUUGGCAUACUAACUAUAUCCAUACUGACCAAUAAGCAUACUACAUACUCAAUUUACAUCACAAAUAGUACAAUUAGUGGGGUUAGUAUUUGAACACAGCUUAUGUCAUGGAAAGAGCAGGUGUUCUUAAUGUGUUGUAUACUAAGUGUAUAUGGAGACUGUUUAGUGGCAAAAAUAAGGGGUUAAAUGCAUGUUAAAAAAAUAUAUAUAUAUAUUAUUAUUAUUAUAUAUAUUAUAUAUAUAAAUACAAAUAUCCUGAUCUUUCUUAUAUCUCUGACAUAUACAGACACUUCAGAACAAACUUCCUUUUAGAUUUUUUGUUCCAUGUAGUGAAUCUGUUAUUCAAUGCGUUUGUAUAGGCUAAUAGCAGGAAGGCCAAAUCAAAUUUUUCAUAAAAUAUAUAUUUUUUUAAUUGAUACAUCAAGGGGUCUUAAAAUUCAAAAUCAAAUAGCAAAAUGGUCCUUGGUAUGACCUUCUUAAAACAAUUCCAUAUAGCUUAGUAGAACCCCCCUCCCCCAGUUUAGACAGAGCUUAGACUGUAAUGGGUUAACAGAUUACUAGAUUUGCCAUUUAAUAUCACACAUUUCUAGUUCUUUGCUGCUGAAGCGUUGUCUCUUUCUCAUUGUGAAUAAUACUCUUGUCAAUAACCACAUAUUUUUGAUGGCUAAUGGUUGCUUCCUAAGUAAUUUUCACACUUGUGUUGAUUGACAGUAACUUAUUUGUUUGUGCGUGUUACAGAGGAGGGGCUCAAGCUGUUUGUUGGUCCUGGUGGAAGCACGGCGCUGGGAAGCCAACACACCAGGUUGGUGACAUCAUUACCUAAUGCAUCAGAAGUGGGUGACUCCAUAGAAAUAGAAUGACACAACAGCAGGCAUUGUCACUGAGUCACUGAUAUUUCACAUUUUUAACGGCACAAGGGCCAAUCGAUAGUUAAAUAAUAUUUGAUUAAUAGACUGUUUGUUGUGAAGAGUUUUUCAGUAACGCCCUUUCACUUGUUUGUGUGAGUUUUGACUGAUGAGAUAACACGUGUUUGUCUGGUGUUCUCUUUCAGGGUUGGGGCUGGGCCCUACGAGCAGGUGGUGAUCAAACCCUAGCCUCCGGGGGGAGCGGACAUGUGUCAGAGAAGGUUCCACAACACCACGGGGUCUGACAGGGGGGCAGCAGUUUUUCCACCUCUCUGCAGGACAAACAUUUGUUCCAACAGAAGUCCUAGUCUGAUGAGCAGAAACUGUGUAAGACUGCUCCCCCUAGUGUUAAAGGAAGGUGACCUGAGUUUCAUGACAACUUGUUUUUGAGAAGAAAGAGGAGGAUAUAUGGACUUGAGUGCUGUCGCACUUAAACUGUGUGGAGCAGUAUAAUGUUCUCUCUACCCAGAGGGGGUAGUCUUUCAAUUCUGCAGGCCUUAUGUUCAAUGAAGACACAUUUUUAGAUAAGUAGAAGAAUACUGUGGUCUUACAACAAAAAGGGCUUGUACAUUUUUUUAUGGAAGUCAAAUCCUUCCAAAUGGUUCUAGGUUAUUACUCUGGGAGGUAUGUUGUAAU
Messenger RNA from Coregonus sp. 'balchen', 16146 nucleotides. NCBI's taxonomy places the organism in Eukaryota, Metazoa, Chordata, Actinopteri, Salmoniformes, Salmonidae. The record is from the annotation of a GenBank genome assembly.